This is a messenger RNA of Suricata suricatta (meerkat), 2402 nucleotides long. It is a transcript of the gene TNFSF8, whose product is annotated as TNF superfamily member 8. Gene Ontology annotation, cellular component: membrane. The record is from RefSeq and is a predicted model, not a curated record. The transcript has 4 exons. Gene Ontology annotation, molecular function: tumor necrosis factor receptor binding. Gene Ontology annotation, biological process: immune response; CD8-positive, alpha-beta T cell differentiation. The coding region runs from base 324 to 1028 and encodes 234 amino acids. NCBI's taxonomy places the organism in Eukaryota, Metazoa, Chordata, Mammalia, Carnivora, Herpestidae.
ACACACACACACACACACUCCGCAGUAGGGAAACCGUCAUUUUCCUACUCGCCCUCUGACAUCAACCACCUUCUCUGUCGCUACAGUUUCUCUGCACUCAAAUUCAUCCCUGGUAAUGAAAAAUGAGCCUCUCCCCUACCCUUGCUGCCGCCUUUCGCCUCACGCCCCCAGAGAAGAGUUUCUCCGUGUGGCAGCCGGUGAAGGUUUUUUUCCAAGUCACAUGAUCCAGGAUGCAGGGGGAGAAUCCUUCUUGGAACAGAGAUGGGCCCAGAACCGAAUGAGAUGAGGAGAGAUAGGGUGUGCUGUGGGAAGACUAUAUAAGAAUGGACCCACGGCUGCAGCAAGCACUCAACCGAAUGGCCCCUUCUCAAGACACAGCCAUGCAUGUGCCAGAAGGCUCCGUCGCCAGCCACUUGGGAACCACGAGCCGUGGUUAUUUCUAUUUCACCACGACCGCGCUGGCUCUGUGUCUCGUCUUUGCUGUGGCGACCAUCAUGGUGUUGGUAGUUCAGAAGACGGAUUCCAUUCCCAACCCACCCGGAAAAUUCCCCCUUAAAGGAGGAAAUUGCUCAGGGGACAUCUCAUGUAUACUGGAAAAGGCUCCAUUCAAGAAGUCAUGGGCCUACCUCCAAGUGUCAAAGCAUAUAAACAAAUCCAAGCUGUCUUGGAACAAAGAUGGCAUUGUCCGUGGAGUCAGCUAUCAGGAUGGGAAUCUGGUAAUCCAGUUCCCUGGUUGGUACUUCAUCAUUUGCCAACUGCAGUUUCUCGUGAAAUGCCCAGAACAUUCUGUUGACCUGAAGUUGGAGCUUCUCAUCAACAAAGAUGUCAAAAAGCAGACACUGGUGACAGUGUGUGAGUCUGGAGUGCAAACCAAAAACAUAUACCAAAAUCUCUCCCAAUUCUUGCUGGAGCACCUCCAGGUCAAUACCACCAUAUCAGUCAAAGUGGAUAAAUUCCAGUAUGUGGAUACAAACACCUUUCCCCUUGAGAAUGUGUUGUCCAUCUUCUUAUACAGUACUUCAGACUGAACCAUUUCUCCUGGCCUUCAGGAAGAAAGCAACUCUCUACCAUACAGUAUUUCAUCCAUCAAACACUUGGGCAAAAAGAAAAAUCUAGAACAAGACUAAAACCACAAAGGGUAUUAAAUAACACGCUUCUCCUUCUUGUCUCUUGGGAAGAUACAGCUCCAGGGUUAAAAAAAAAAAAAGAGUACAGUUUUGAAUGAAGUAUCUUUCAAAUAGAAGACAGGGAAGCAAGGCGGUGUGGUGGGAAAAGCCCCACAUAAGUAUCAGAAGGGAUGGAUUUAUGCUCUAGCCCCACCACUAACUCACUGUAUGGCCUGGAGCUAUUCUUUUCUCAUCCCUGGAACUCUGGAUCCAUGUCUCCAAAGUGUAGGGGCUGGAUUUGAAUCUCUCCAAAAUCUCUUCUAUCUCAGAAGACCUGGAUCUCUCAGCCCAGACCUGUGAAUUAAGAUCCCAGGCAGUUUUCUAGAAGCCCCUUAACCAAAGGAAAGGCCCUCACACCAGUAUAAAUCCAAUGAUACUAGUAGUAUCUGGCUGCAUGUCACCUCAGCACAGUCAGAAUUUGGGGACAAGGCUCAAAGCACCUUGCUAGAUGAUGUGAACAGUGGAAUCUAAAAUGUAUAAAAGAAAGGGCUGCCCAACUGAUCAUCUUGAAUCUAAGAGACUUCCUGGUAUUUGGAAAACCACCUAACCAGGCCUGACUCCAUUCAAGUUAAGCUGACAAUAAGUCAACAACGACAGCUUUUGUGACCUGUGGGGAAGGGCUGUGCAUGCUGCAAACCCUCCACCAGCAUGAGCAUGCGGUGGUCAUGGUGUUGCAGCCAUUUGGGCAGGCAAGAGCUGCCGCAUUUCUCACAGGAUCUCUCUCAGGGAACCAUUUCUGUGGAGGGUCAUUAAGGCCCCAAAGUGUUGUUGAUAAAUGAUGAUGACCUGUAAAUGGUGAGAAGGACUUCCAAAUGAUGGAAUAUCCUCUCUUGAGUUGGGUAACCAUGAGAUUUCUCUAGCUACGUCAACCUACCUUUACAUCCAUCCAUCAUUUCCGAAGGAGCACCUUAUCUGUUUGAAAGAAGGACCAUUCAGCUUGAAGUUUAAAUCCCCAGAGCUGAUGCUUCAGAAGAAAAAAGGGACCCUUAACUGCCAUGCAAUAGACUGAAGCAAAAUUUGCAUUUUUCUCAAAAAAAGAGGAGGGAAAAGAAAAAUGUAGGAAGUCGGUACAUUUGUCAGAGAAAGACUAGAAAAAAUUAAAAAGAAGAAAAGUGUUGGUAUGGAUGAGGACUUGGGAAAAAUAAAAUAAAUGUAAGUCAUUUGCUGAGUCACAUGCUAUGUCAACCUCCACCUAGGCCUCUAUGAAAUAUUCAGUAAAGUCUACAUUUCUCAUAA